CGAGCGUACUACCUUGGUUUGACAUGAUUAACAGGAAAUGCACCAAUAGAAUGUAAGCCAAUGACAGACCGCGAGCACAUUCCGUUCAGUGCGUCGACGGGGAGGGUGGAUACAUGUUUUAAAAGUCAUGCGAAAUGUCCUGAGUUCAGCACGCAAAUUCUUCAGAUGCCACCAAAAAGCGAACAAGCAUACACCCAUCCAGAGCUCAAUGAGUAAUGAACCCAUUUUGGAGCAUGUCGACAAACGCUGGUCGUAAGAGAUCUGACGGUGAGGAGCAGGGUGGUCCAACGGAGCAGAGAUCCAGUCCAGCUCGUCCUCCAUUUGGUAAAAAACAGCUUCCAUCCAUCCCAAAGAAUGUCAUCCCAAUCACUAAAGCCGCCUCGCCGGCCUCCUCUACACAGUCUGCCAAUGGCACGCAUGCCUCGUAUGGCCCUUUCUACCUGGAGUACUCGCUGCUUGCAGAAUUCACGUUGGUGAUCAAGCAGAAGCUCCCUGGCAUCUAUGUUCAGCCUUCAUACAGAUCAGCACUAAUGUGGUUUGGUGUGAUUUUCAUUCGACAUGGCUUGUACCAAGAUGGUGUGUUUAAGUUCACCGUCUACAUUCCUGAUAACUACCCAGAUGGAGACAGUCCUAGGGUCAUUUUUGACACCCCGGUUUUCCACCCACUAGUGGACCCGGUCUCUGGCGAGCUGGAUGUGAGAAGAGCUUUCACCAAAUGGAGGCGAAACCAUAACCAUAUCUGGCAGGUCCUUAUGUAUGCCCGCACAAUCUUCUAUAAGAUCAACACCAUGGAUCCGCUCAACCCAGAGGCUGCAGUGCUGUAUGACAAAGACAUCCAGCUCUUCAAAAGCAAAGUGGUAGACAGUGUCAAGCUAUGCAAUAGUCACCUGUUUGAUCAGCCCAAGUUUGAUGAUCCUUACGCAAUAAGCUUUUCUCCGUGGAAUCCAGCAGUGCAUGAAGAGGCAAAAGAGAAGAUGUUUGCACAUAAACGGCGGCCGGAGGAUUAUAGCAAAGGACUGCCAGUGUCUGGGCUGUCCUGGGUGAAGCCUGGUUCCACUCAGCCUUUCAGCAAAGAGGACAACCCCCUUCAGACGUGAACCUUCAGCGCUGUCUGUCCAGCAGGAGGGGCACUACGCUACUGUGGCUCAGCCGAACCACAAAUAUAGAAUUUAUGCAGUUCUAUGAACUUUCUUCAUUCGGAAAACCCUCACUCGUCUUUUAAAUGAAAACUGCUAUAAUGUUCCCAGUAUAGAUCUAAAGACCCCACUCGUUCAUUUCGGUGCUGAGGUUUGAACGCACAGACGGCACAGAGAUUAUUCUAGUCAGUAGUUACUUGAACAUGUUAAUUUUUUCAGGCACAACAAACCACCUCACUUAUUUGUGUCGGUCUUUCUUUUCUAAUCGACAAACUUGGUUUUCUCACUAAUAAUUUGAUACAUUUAAUACAUUUUCCCUUUAUUUUCCUUUCCCUACAAACUUG
Molecule: messenger RNA, 1480 nt
Organism: Carassius carassius (crucian carp)
Lineage: Eukaryota; Metazoa; Chordata; Actinopteri; Cypriniformes; Cyprinidae
Product: AKT-interacting protein-like
Exons: 10
Coding region: 216-1097 (293 amino acids)
Source: RefSeq, a predicted model, not a curated record